Rubroshorea leprosula is the source of this 571-nucleotide messenger RNA. Lineage: Eukaryota; Viridiplantae; Streptophyta; Magnoliopsida; Malvales; Dipterocarpaceae. The record is from the annotation of a GenBank genome assembly.
AUUCAUAUUCCUCCUUGUUCAGAGUUCUGGGUUCGAACCAAUUUAUUUUGGUUCGAAUCAAUCUCGGACUUUUGUUUUCCGAAAAUGGUUCGAAGCAAUAUUUCUGGCUUCGAACCAAAAAUUCUGGAAAGUUAAUUUUGACAGUUCAACUAUCUGCUUACUCUUAAUGGGUCAUAGAGGAUCUAAAUGCCUUAGCACUUUCCAAGACAAGUUAGAAGAAAAAGGUGGAACCUUAUUGGAGCUUUUAUCUGGAAAUAAGGAGAGGAAAAGGACGACUGCUACAGAAACUGGGUUCUGGGUUUCCUUCUUCUUUUCUUCUUGUAAGCUUUUGGGUAUAUUGUCUUACAAGGGUUUUGUAUUCUUCUUGGAUUGGGUUAAUCCUUGAAGGGGUUGAGUGAGUUGAGAUUCACUUGUAACGGUUUAAUCUUGCACCCGCAAGCAAGAGGUUGUUCCGGUUUAAUCUUGCACCCGUAAGCAAGAGAUUUCUAGUGGAUUGGACUCUCGAGCAAGGAGGCUUGGGGAGUGGACGUACUCCGGGUUGGAGGAACCACUAUAAAUCACGGCUUGAUUU